This is a messenger RNA of Striga hermonthica, 1095 nucleotides long. Lineage: Eukaryota; Viridiplantae; Streptophyta; Magnoliopsida; Lamiales; Orobanchaceae. The record is from the annotation of a GenBank genome assembly.
AUGGAGUCCAAGAUUCAGCACAUUUUGGCACUUUUUUCAGUGGCAUUUGUACUAGUGGGAAGCCAUGCAGAGUUGUUGUCUUCAGAAGACUACUGGAAAUCAGUGCUCCCAAACUCUCCAAUGCCCAGAGCUGUAAAAGAACUCAUAAAACCUGAGUGGGUAGAAGACGAGAAGAGCACGAGCGUAGGCGUAACCAAGGGCGGGGUUCACGUCAGCACGGGCCGCCCCAAGCCAGGAGGCACCAACGUCAACGUCGGCCACGGCAGCGUUGGGGUCCACACCGGCAAACAGGGCCACCGCACCAACGUCGGCGUCGGCAAGGGUGGUGUCACUGUCGGGACCCGCACCCGCAAGGGCAAGCCCGUCUAUGUCAGAGUCCAGCCCGGGUACAGCCCAUUUAACUACCGCUACGCAGCCACCGAGACCCAACUGCAUGACAACCCAAAUGUGGCCCUAUUCUUCCUCGAGAAGGAUCUGCAGGCAAGCCGUAAGAUGAACCUGCAGUUCCCAAAAACUACAAAUGGGCCCGCAUUCCUGUCGCGUCGGGAUGCAGACUCGAUGCCCUUUUCCUCAAACAAGCUGCCCGAGAUACUGAACAUGUUCUCACUAAACCCCGGUUCGAAAGAAGCAGGGGUAGUGAAGAAAACAAUUGAAGAAUGUGAGGAGAAAGGAGUAGAGGGAGAGAAGAAACUAUGCGCGACCUCUCUCGAGUCCAUGGUUGAUUUCGCCACCUCAAGGCUCGGGAAAGAUGUGAAGGCGAUUUCUACAGAAGCCGAGAGUGGCGGGGAAAUGGAGUAUGCCAUUGUUCGGGUCAAUAAAUUGCCGAACGAGAGAGGACUUGUGGUGUGCCACAGGCAGGAGUACGCGUACGCGGUGUUUUACUGCCACGAGACAAGGAGGACAGCAGCAUAUGAGGUGGAGAUGGCGGCAGCAGGCAGCGGGUCGAAGGCGGCGGCAGUGGCAGUGUGCCACCAGGACACAUCAGCAUGGAACCCUAAGCAUGUGGCAUUUCGGGUGCUCAAGGUGAAGCCGGGGAGUGUGCCGGUUUGCCAUUUUCUUCCGGAAGAUCACGUUGUGUGGGUUCCUAAGGAUUAG